Perkinsus marinus ATCC 50983 is the source of this 789-nucleotide messenger RNA. RefSeq lists its product as hypothetical. The transcript has a single exon. The coding region runs from base 1 to 789 and encodes 262 amino acids. The record is from RefSeq and is a predicted model, not a curated record. NCBI's taxonomy places the organism in Eukaryota, Perkinsozoa, Perkinsida, Perkinsidae.
AUGGCUCGUCUGCUGAGUAUCUUCGCAACCAUCGCCGGUGUCAUGAGCAUCCAGGCUGAUCCUUUUGCUGAUGAUCUAGUUGCAAACUUCACGGCUCUCCUUGGUAAUCCGGAUGUCCACAAGUUUAUAGACAAAGCUCUGAUGGAUACUCCUGCACCGCCCAACCCCAAUAGAAGUGAGCUGGGGGAGGUUCACGUACACGGAGACCUUGCAAACGGGAGGAGGCGCUACGAGUACUGUUCUAAAUGCAAGGGCUCUUACAGUAAGGCCAUCGUGGAGGAUUUCGUGGAACAGAUCUCCUUAAUCUGCGGGCGGUUUGAGAAACAUGACUCCGUAUCCACCGACGACUUCUGUGCUCGCCUCAGGGAAAGAAGGGCCUCGCUCGAUGAGUUCUUAAGGGGUUACAUCUUCGUGCGAUCCCGUGCUCUUCAACUCGCGACCUCUGAAUGCAUCGGCGCUGAUAAGUGUCCAACCCAUGACGCCUACAACGCUUUCUUGAAUCCUAUCGUCCCCGGACGACUCGUCGACUUCAUCAGAUUCUCCUACUGCCCACAUAGACCUUUUCACACAGUUAGCUCUUGUUUCGAAAGGGUAUCGGAGAUAUUGCAGGACUUCGCCUUCCGCAGGGUGAUGGAUGAAUGUGAUCACGGUGGAAAUGAUGAUCUAGAAGAGUUCUGCUCGUAUGUUACAACUCGUAGUCACUUCGGCCGAGGUCUGGUUUUCGGGUUUGUGGGUGUCUACGAGCUAGCCACUGGUUAUUGUGUCGCGGACCACAACCAAUCCCAGUAG